UGGCUGACGACGCGGCUGAAAGCAUGUCUCUCUUCAAACGUCUCACCGACUCUUUGUUGAGCGUUCAGGAAAAGAACGACCGUCUUUUGGAGGCUAUAGAAAUUGCCGAGAGUAAAAGCGUUACGACAUCGUCAUCGGAAGUUCCACUUUUGAAGAACCUGCGUGCGCGACUGUCGGCCGUUCACGCGCCCAACGCAGCUCUCGUGCGCGACCUCAAGAGAGCCGGCCAGCUGUUCGAAACGAAAGCGACGGCAUUCGAAGCGUCAAAGACACGCUACGACCGACUUCACGACGAGUUGAAAGUCGAGAAACGUCAACUGGAGCAAAGAUGGCGGCAACUGGACGAAGAAGCGAAGUCAUUCCGCAAAGAGAAGAGCGACUGGAAGGAAAAGCUAGAUGCAGCGAAGAGAGAGAUAAGUGAACAAAAUGAUCAUCUUUCCGUGUUGUCUGAUCGUCUAGCGGGCACAAAAACCGUAUUGGACAGCAGAGAGAGUGACCUUGUUACACAGAGAGUUCUAUUCGAAGAGGAGCGGCUGACGAGAACGCUGGAUCAUAGGCCAUCGGAUGUCGAGUUGAAUGAGAUGAAAUCUCAGAUCAAAUUUCAGAUCGAGAGAGCGAUGGAAGCGGAGAACGCGCGAUUGAAAGCCGAACUUGCCGCUCAUCAGCUACGAGAGGAGACGAAGCAGAUGAGUAAGACAAACGAGAGGUUGAGACGAGAGGCGACGCAGUCGCGGCAAACGUCAACAAGGACUCUGCAACAAUUUGAGAAAAGAACGAGUGAAGCUAACAGACGGCUAGCUGAAAUGAGUAACGAGCUGACAAAGGCACAUGAACAUGCAAAACGCUUUCAGGAAUUGCUACUGACUGAGAGAAGAAAGCAAAGAGGAAUGAGGCAUGUUCUCGAGAAGCAGUUUCAGAAGGGUAGUUGGGAAAAGAGUGAUAAUCUAGAUGGAAUUACUGCCGAAGCUAAUCACGCUUAUAUUCAGACCCUCAGUGAAACAUUGGGACAGUCAUCUCAGAAACGAUCACCCAUCAAAGUAGAAGAUAUCAUCCGGAAAAAUGAGGGUCUUCUUCUUGAGGUUGCUAGUCUGAGGGCUGAUGUCAAGAAACUGAGAAUUCAGAAUGCAGAAUUGGUGAAGAAAGUGAAAGGUGCACACGCAGAAAAUACGUAUCUGAGGUCUCAGGUUUGUGCAAACAUGGCAGACAGAGUAGAGCUGCAGAGGAGAUUGGAGAAGUCAGAUAGACAGUAUCAACAAUUGGAGGCAUCUCUUACUCGGCAAGCUGGAGAUUGGAUUGCUCAUAAGAAACUUGCGCAGCAACUGGAAGAGGAAGUCAAGUGGAGUCAGAUUAAUCCGAUUCCUGUCUUGGGUGCUGCUAGUCGUGCUUCUUCUUAUCCAAAACUACCUCCACGUCAUAGUCGACUUAUUCAAGUGGAAAAGUGGUGACUCUUGUUUUUUAGCCAUUUGGUAUACUUUGUAUUACAGUUCUACUUCAUUAGUACUGGUGGUCUUUUCUGUUUUUAAAAUUUUAUACAUUUAUCUUUCUUACAGAUGAUUGAAAUUGACACGAAUUAUAACAGUAUAAAACUGUGA
Messenger RNA from Corticium candelabrum, 1592 nucleotides. RefSeq names its product golgin subfamily A member 6-like protein 22. The transcript has 7 exons. NCBI's taxonomy places the organism in Eukaryota, Metazoa, Porifera, Homoscleromorpha, Homosclerophorida, Plakinidae. Bases 24 to 1445 code for a protein of 473 amino acids. The record is from RefSeq and is a predicted model, not a curated record.